Molecule: messenger RNA, 2324 nt
Organism: Capsicum annuum
Lineage: Eukaryota; Viridiplantae; Streptophyta; Magnoliopsida; Solanales; Solanaceae
Product: membrane protein of ER body-like protein
Exons: 9
Coding region: 185-2125 (646 amino acids)
Source: RefSeq, a predicted model, not a curated record
ACCUUCAUUUAUUACCUUGUUUUAUUAAUGCUGAAAACAUUGAUAAUUGACUGAAUUGUUGUCUAUUUAUAGCAUAGCACACUUUGGCUCGUAAGAGAUACAUACAACUUGAGCUGUUGGCGUGCAGCUGACCAUUUCACAAGUCUAAGUGCGACAUAAAAAUUAAUAAUUCCAAUUUGGCGUUAUGGCAGCGGAGGUGUCUACGCCACACAACUGGAGUGAAAUGGUGCCGGAGAUGGUGAUAGAGGAGGAGGAGACGCUAGAGGAGGCACUCAUUGGACGUGGAGCUCGACGCACUGCCAACGAUGAUGGCGAUGCUGUUAUUAAUGGAGAUGAUCUAUCUAUCGGUGUUGAGGAAGAGGCAAACAAGGACAAGCCUAAAAAUAGCGCCAACUUUGACAACAAUGAAGGAAUUGAGAGCUUGGCUACAAACGUAAGGACUGUAGACUUUCAGAAGGUUCUAAACGUUGUGGUCAAUCCUCAUCAUGAGACGGGAAAUAUCAACGGAGAAAGUCUUUCUGGCGUAUGCCUUCCAUCUUCACGAGGACAAAAUGAGACGGGAAAUACUAAGGGAGAUAUUCUUUCUGGUGUGUCCCUUCCACCUUCACUAGGACAUGAUUCACAGUCAAGUGGUUCAGUCAGAAAAGGAAGGGAAAAUGAAAGAAUCAUUGAAGAAGUUGAGGAAGAAGUUGUCGAGUUAGAGUUCUUUGAUACAACAGCAGUUGAUAAGCUACACACACAUAAUGCAUACUGUCCUAAGUGUAGUUCUCGUAUAACUAAAGUUGUCCUCCGAAGGGUAAAGCGAGAAAGAAGGAUUUCAAUAGAAAUUGGUGAUCGUCAUGACCUACUUGGAUGCCUGUCAUGCUUCAGCGUUUUCAUUCGUAUAGGAAAGAAGCUCAACCCAUUCCCGAUAUUUGGAAGUGGAGGAGGAACUAAUAGUACAGAAAUAGCUGGAGAACCAGAUCUCUCUAACACAAACUCCGUGCCUUCUGGGUCUGCUAAGGUAGUGGGAAAGCCAGUGACAAAUGAAGAUGGAUGCUUUGAUCUGCAUUGGUUCUUCCACAAGAGAAGAGAGCAGGACAAUGGAAAGAAGUUAACUGAGCCAGAUCUUAAUCAAGCAAACAAUAUUACUGAUUUGGGUUCACCCCAUAAUCCAUGUGAAACAUCAGAUGGACAGAAUGGUCCUCCUUUUCCAAAUAGAGGAGUACCAGCAACUAAAGAUAAUGCAACUGAUCAUAAACCCCCAAGUCCUAAGAAAACAUUAGGAACUCCUCCAGCGAAAGGAUUCAUUCAUCCAGGAAGUCUCUUUGAUCUAGGAGAGGAAGGUGGCUUCAUUCCAGGGCCAAUGCCUUCCAAAAAAUCACCAAGUCAAAUUAAAGAGAAUAAAGGAGACGAUAGCCGAAUUCCUAUGGAAGACCCAAGAGCUUCUCCAUCAUCAGUGUAUUCCAGCAAUACACAAAGACCAGUACUUUCAGUUGAAGUUAAAGAUUCCAAAUCACUGGAGAUUGUAAAAUGCAUUGUAUAUGGAGGUUUAAUAGAGUCAAUCACAAGCUUGGGUGUGGUCUCCUCUGCAGCUGCAUCUGAUGCUGACACAAUGAAGAUCGUAACUCUUGGAGUGGCAAAUUUGAUAGGUGGACUCUUUGUCAUUUGUCAAAAUUUAGUGGACUUGAAAUAUAGUGUUGGAGGAGGUUCCAAUCUUAGAGACCAAGUAGAUCAAUACGGGGAGCUACUUGGCCAAAGAAAACAUUUCUUACUUCAUGCUACUUUUGCCCUGUUGUCAUAUUUUGUGUUCGGCCUUGUCCCCCCAGUGAUAUAUGGCUUCACUUUUCGGAAGAGUAAUGACAAAGACUACAAGCUUAUAGCAGUUGCAGCAGCUUCUCUUCUGUGCGUUAUCCUACUUGCUACUGCAAAGGCUUAUACACGAGGAGCAAAUAAGUUUGGUAAAUACUUCAAGACUAUUUUGUCCUAUGUUAUAGCUGCAUGUAUGGCCUCAGGUGUUGGUUAUGCAGCAGGUCAUUUAAUUAAGAGGCUCAUGGAUGACUUUGGCUGGUUUGACUCAAAGCCGGCACCCUCUUUUUUUUCCCCUGAGAUGAUUUCACAAAAUCCAGCCUGGGCGUCCAAUUGACAUCUUCUGUGUUGUUAAAUCAUCUGUAGUUCUCCUUUUCGUUCUUUGCAGCUUUCAGAACCUCUGAGAAUUUGGUUGUUUCCUUUUUAUUAAGCUAAAUUAGUUUGUAUUGGUUGUUCCUAUGUGAUAUUCAAAUGAUGUUUUUGCUGCCUCUACUUGUGGUAUUCAACUUGGUUUAAAAACAUCUCAAAUUUCUCUC